AUGGAAACGUGCAAGCUGAAGCUCUUUCUUUUCUCCUUGCUCGUGUGCCUCUUCGUGAAGCUCACCUUCUACAAACGAUUCCGAUACACAUUUUAUCGAAACUAUGAAGAGCAAAAAUUGUGCCUCUACUCGGAGGAAUCCUUUUACUUCUCCUUCUAUGACGACAUCGUGAAAUCGGAGACCUACCUGGAGGGCAUCAAGCUGCUGAUGCAAGAUGACAGAAGCGAGUACCCCAACACGAUCAAUGCCAUUCGGCGCUUCAACAUUUACCCCGAAAUUAUCCUCGGAACCGUCUGGAGGAUAUUUAACUUAAAGGAGAGCUUCCUAACUCCUUUCAAUUUUUACGUCUACGCAGUUCUGCUUUCCCAGGCUGCCAGCGUCAGCACCUUAUUCUUUUUCGCCGUUUAUUUGGGACGGUCCUACAUUUCGGGCGCCAUCUUUUUGAUGCUUUUUUUUUCCUGCUAUAGGGAGAAGUUUAUCAUGCGAUUACCCGCGUUCUCACUGAGAGAAAACUUCGCCUCAGUCUACAUGUGGUGCAACGUCUUACUCAUUUAUGCGAUUUUACGGGAGAGGAAGUUCUCCGUUUUCGUGACUCUGACCCAUGUGGUGGCUCUGUUCGGACUAGACCUACUCGGAUUUCACAUUCAGAAGGAGUUCCACAGCAUCCUCGUGACAUUAUCCUCCUCCUACGUAGUUUCUCUCGUGGUGACCUUUUUCCCGCGUUAUUUGAUGUGUACUUACCUGCCAUUCGUGUUGGCCGCAAUCAUUAUCACGAAUGCGCUUUACCGACGGGGAGGUGGCAGAGCCCAUGCUGAAAGAGGUGGUAGAACCCAUGGCGAAAUACGUGGUAGAACCCAUGACGAAAUACGUGGCAGAACCCAUGACGAAAUACGUGGCAGAACCCAUGACGAAAUACGUGACAGAACCCAUGAUGAAAGGGGCGAACCCGCUUCUAACCUUAGGGAUGGUGCCCCGAGUGAGAUCGACUCCCCUUGCACACUGCCCCUCCAGUUCCCCCAGUUACGAAGCCAGGUGAGGUUCAUGCUGAAGAAGGGGUUCACAUCGAUAGGGAUUUUCCUGCUGCUUCGAUUGACUACCUUUGGAAUGGAGAAGGAUGACUCGCACGUUUUGUCUCUUCUAAAGGUGCGUCUGCAUCUAAGUAGCCACGACUUCGACAGCAUGAUCUACAGCUUGGGUUCAGAAUUCAAUCCAUUUACCAAAUACAUGUUUAGCAUGAUAAGGGAGACCUCCCUCUUCGACUACUUCGUUUUCUUUAACUUGAUUCUGCUGCUGUACGUGCUGAAUUUUGUGGCAUAUUUCCUCUACCUGAUGAUCCAAUUCUUUUUUUUCUCCCUGCUCAUGUUGAUCAUCUCUCGGUUGCGUGUCCUGGCUUUACCCCUCAUGUGUUUGCUUAGCAGUCUAGUGGGGUCUCCACACCUCCUUGGGGACAUCUACAGAGUCACACGGAAAAAUUUGUUCCACCUCGGGACCAGCAAGAAGAACCUAUCCCGCCUGGUCAUCCAUGUGAUCUGCCUGCUCGAGUGCGCCUACCCAUUUGCGAAGUACUUCCCGACCUACGAGUACGUUAACCUCGCGGGGAACGAACCAGUCAACAUAGAGAAGAACAUGGACCUGGUUGUGUGGCUUCGCCAAAAUCUGAAGGAAGGUGAACCCAUUAUUACAGACAUCCCUACAUCUAGCUUCCUCAGAUCGACAACCAACUUUAAAAUGGUUCUGAACCCACAAUAUGAAAACGUAGCUAUGCGAAGGAGAGUGCAGGAUUACUACAUGUUUUCAUCCUGUUUACCUUUCACUGAUGCGAAAAGGUAUUACUACGACAGAUACAAAGUCCGCUAUUUCGUGGCAAACAUUUACAGAUGUGCAUCUACAUCUAACGAAGUUAUCAGUCCAUUCAGCAUUGCUGAGUUUGUGGGUUCAAACUAUGCUAGAUGUAGAAACAAAAAAAGUAUGAAAUUCUGCCAGCGGGUUUUGUACGAUGACAGAAACUAUAAGACUCUCUAUCGAAAUGGAAAAUUUAGCGUCAUUUAUUUUGAUCCCAUUGAAGUACUGGAUGAUACUCCUUAUGAGCAGUUCGACGAGGGGAAGUACGCUCAUGUCAGGUUCUACACCCCUUGGAUUAACAGAUGCAUGAAGACCGAUCCCAAGUGUCAGGAACACAUUGUCGACGUCGCUAGGUCUCAUCUCGAUAUCCUUAGAUACAACAAAAUUGGGUUCUUACUUUACAAGUUCGUGGAGAGUACCUUCCUCAGGGGGGAUAAUGCAGUUUCAUUCAGGGAGGGUGAUCUUCUCUCCGUGGGGACUCCCCCCUCUGACGAACCACUCCCCCAGGGGCAUAACCUAGAGACCCUUUUCCACCUGGCCGAGUUUUACGACUACGAUGUGCGCGAUGCGAAGAAGGCGGACGAGCUGUACAAGAAAGCCAUCCAGCUGAUCACGCUCCCGAACGGGUUCGAUCAAGCCGACCGAGCCGAUCAAGCUGACCACCCCUCCGUGACCGUGCCCACCUUGGUCCCCUUUGUCCCUAUCGCGAAGCGCAUUAAGAUGAUUACGUCAUACAUCUACUUCCUGCUAGACACGGCUUCGUCCGCUGGACGAGCCGACAUUCUGAAUCUGUACCAGAACCUGGACCUCCUUGUGGUCGUCGCGGGUUCUGCGCUGGAUGACGGGUUCUACUACGAGGGGGGUGCGCCCCGAAUGAAGGAGUCGCCCAGCAGGGGGGAAUCACCCAGCAGAGUGGAAUCACCCAGCAGAGUGGAAUCACCCAGCAGAGUGGAAUCACCCAGCAGAGUGGAAUCACCCAGUAGAGUGGAAUCACCCAACCACACCGCUGCACCCCCAACGGAUCGUCCACAUGCCGGCCAAACGAUCAGAAGAACAUUCAACGCAGGGGAUCUCGACUCAGCUGUAACUCUCCUCUGCGAAAAUGCAAGCUACCUCUACAAAAUCAGGAGAGAAAACCCAAAGUACAUUCCUAUUUAUAAAAAAAUGUGGACAUUGGCUAAGCGCGUCUCCCACAUGAAUGAGUGCGUUUUGAGGAAUUAUUACCUUUUUGAGAGCAGGAGGAUUGGGCUCCUGGAUUACCUGGCCUUCUUCUACCUCUACCGCUGA
This is a messenger RNA of Plasmodium cynomolgi strain B, 3129 nucleotides long. RefSeq lists its product as hypothetical. The coding region runs from base 1 to 3129 and encodes 1042 amino acids. The transcript is spliced from 11 exons. The record is from RefSeq and is a predicted model, not a curated record. Gene Ontology annotation, molecular function: mannosyltransferase activity. Gene Ontology annotation, cellular component: nuclear inner membrane. NCBI's taxonomy places the organism in Eukaryota, Apicomplexa, Aconoidasida, Haemosporida, Plasmodiidae.